UUGGAUAGGAAAACAAAACAGCAUAACAAUGUCUUUCGACAUACAGGACAAAAUGCAGGAUUUUAUGGUGUUGUGCAGAGUUUGUGAGGGUACAAAGAAUCUUCUUGAUCUAACAAAGAUCGAGUAUAGACAUUUGAACGAUAAACUCAACAGAAUCUCCGACUUUAAGUCUUUUUUCACAUUUCAGGUUAAAUAUAACUGCCUCUUGAGACAUAUUUGCAUACCUUGCAGUUUAAAAUUGGAAGAAACAUUGAUGUUUAUAAAUCAAUGUGAAAAAACCUACCAAAAACUAGUCACCCUACUAGAUUCAAGGUUCCUUCACGAUCCUUCAGCUGCAGACCAUUUGAAGAUCACCGAUCCUGCUGAGAGCUUGGAUAUUACAAUCAAGGAAGAAGAAUAUGUGUAUCCGGACACAAUUGUUGUAAAGAAAUCCAACAGCGAGAGUGAGGAUAAUGAAGAAUUUUCAAAUGCUAAUGAACAAGAACUACCGACAAGUUGGAAAAUUCCACAAAUGGAAGAUGAAGAAGCAGUAUCUGGACCACUACCCACAGAAUUGGAUGCUGAAAGUGAGAUGCUUGAUAAGUUUGACACAUUCUUUGCGAUGGAAGAUACAAAUAUAAAUGGCAAAAUAAUCAAGAAGGGAGACAAACUCUUUGUAUGUCGACUAUGUCCAAAAAUUUAUGCUGUGAAAGCAUAUCUAGUUCGACAUAUUCACAAAAAGCACGAAAAUGAAGAUUUCAAAUGCCUACAUUGCUCAACAAUUUGCAAGACAUCAUUUGAGCUCAAUUUUCACCUGGAAGUGAGCCAUAAAAUAGAUGAUCCAUCCAAUGAACACUACUCCAAAAAUACCGCAAGACACGAUGCUCAAAUGGAAGAAAAGCAAAAGAUCCAUUCGAAUCAAUAUAAAUUCAUCUCCGGCCCCAAUCCCACAAAAGCAAAAGAAAAUGCAGAGAAGAAGAAGAGAACUCUCGAGAAAGUGAAGAAGGAAGGAAAACAAGUAUUCACCUGUGGGAUAUGCAAAAAAGAGCUCAAAUGGAAGAAUGCUCUGAAAGUUCACAUUGAAAGCACCCACUUGAAACUCAAACGAUUUGAAUGUGGAAUUUGCAAUAAGAAAUUCUAUCAUAAAUCUUCCUUUCAAUUACACGAGAGAAUACAUGAGGACUCAAAUAUCGACCGAAGAUCAGAAAAAUAUGAACAUUUUGAAAUAAUUAGCUUCAAUUGAAGCAAAAUGCGUUGAAGAGGUGAAAUAUAGUGAUCCUGAGAAUAUUGAAAUAGCUUUAAAAAAAAUCUUUGGAUCGCCUCAUUCGAGCAUCUCAAAAAAUAAUUUAAAAAAUGAAGUUAUUUCUAAAUUUACUUGUAAAACGACAUAAGAACUGAAAUACAAAUCUUAAAUUAUU
Lutzomyia longipalpis is the source of this 1397-nucleotide messenger RNA. RefSeq names its product zinc finger and BTB domain-containing protein 41-like. Gene Ontology annotation, cellular component: nucleus. NCBI's taxonomy places the organism in Eukaryota, Metazoa, Arthropoda, Insecta, Diptera, Psychodidae. Gene Ontology annotation, biological process: regulation of transcription by RNA polymerase II. Gene Ontology annotation, molecular function: zinc ion binding; RNA polymerase II transcription regulatory region sequence-specific DNA binding; DNA-binding transcription factor activity, RNA polymerase II-specific. The coding region runs from base 29 to 1222 and encodes 397 amino acids. The transcript is spliced from 2 exons. The record is from RefSeq and is a predicted model, not a curated record.